GCGGCGGGCGCGGCGCCAGCGCGGGACCUGCGCCCCCCGCGCCCCGAGCCUGCCGCAGGCAGAGGGGCCGCCCAGCCCCGCGGGAGCGCGGCCGGCAUGAGCCAGGUGCCGAGGAAGCUGCCGGAGGAGGCAGAGGGGGACGAGGAGGAGGAAGAGGAGGAGGAGAUCGUGGGCUUGGCGGGCUACGCCGACGGGGCCGAGUCCUUCUCGGACGGCGACGCGGAGAGCGGCGGCGAUGAGGCGUUUUUGGAUUUCAAUGAUCCCUUCAGUACUGAAGUUAAGCCAAGAAUCCUGCUCAUGGGAUUGAGAAGAAGUGGAAAGUCUUCCAUUCAGAAAGUUGUCUUUCACAAAAUGUCGCCGAAUGAGACUCUCUUCUUGGAGAGCACAAACAAGAUCUGCAGAGAGGAUGUUUCCAACAGCUCCUUUGUCAACUUUCAGAUAUGGGAUUUUCCUGGGCAAAUUGACUUCUUUGACCCUACGUUUGAUUAUGAGAUGAUUUUCAGAGGCACUGGAGCACUGAUAUUUGUUAUUGAUUCUCAGGAUGAUUAUAUGGAAGCAUUAGCUCGGCUGCAUCUUACUGUGACCAGAGCCUAUAAAGUGAAUCCAGAUAUCAACUUUGAAAUCUUUAUCCAUAAAGUGGAUGGUUUAUCUGAUGAUCAUAAGAUUGAAACACAGAGGGAUAUUCACCAGAGGGCAAAUGAUGAUCUUGCAGAUGCAGGAUUGGAGAAGAUCCACCUCAGCUUUUAUCUGACAAGUAUAUAUGAUCAUUCUAUAUUUGAAGCAUUUAGCAAAGUGGUACAGAAACUGAUUCCACAGCUCCCAACACUGGAAAACCUGCUUAACAUCUUUAUUUCAAAUUCUGGGAUUGAAAAAGCAUUUUUAUUUGAUGUAGUCAGUAAGAUCUAUAUUGCAACAGACAGCACUCCAGUGGAUAUGCAAACUUACGAGCUCUGCUGUGAUAUGAUAGAUGUUGUCAUUGACAUUUCUUGUAUAUAUGGGCUUAAAGAUGAUGGCACUGGAACUCCUUAUGACAAAGAAUCAAUGGCAAUCAUAAAACUGAAUAAUACAACUGUCCUUUACUUAAAAGAGGUGACAAAAUUCCUCGCUCUUGUUUGUUUUGUCAGAGAAGAAAGCUUUGAGAGAAAAGGAUUAAUAGACUACAAUUUCCAUUGUUUUCGAAAAGCCAUACAAGAAGUAUUUGAAGUAAGAAUGAAAGUAGUAAGAUCUCGAAAACAUCAAAGCCACCUGCAAAAAAAUAAAAGACCCACUCCCAAUGGGACACCAAGGAUGCCACUGUAACUGAGGUUUUCUGGCAAUGUGGCAAAAAAAGUUUUCAUGAAGUUGAUGUGACUUCUGCAUCUCAUUGCACUGAGUGAAGAGGAAAACAAAUGGGACUGAUGUAUUAUAUUAAUUUUUCCUGAACGUUCAGAAAGCACUGUUUAAAUAUUUUUAUCCAAUCAGUUUUUUUCAUAUAGUGAGCACUUUGAGCAAAAUGUUGUAUAUAUAAACAUUGAGGUGAGCACUUGUAAGAAUUUUCUUAAUAUAUGCUGUAAACCUUUUUCAUGCCAUAUUAAGGAAAAACAGCUGUGACAGAAAUACUGGGUACAUAAUUUGCACUUUUUCAUGUUUUCCUUGUGGACUUGGACUUUGAUAAACUUAGUUUUUAUGGUGAUUUUGAUGCAUGGUGUCAGGUAAAAUGUAUGCUGUAGUUUAUUUACCUGCUACAAUCAAAUUGGUUAGUAAACGAUUAAGAAAACUUGGUACAAUGCCUUUUUAAAUUUGUGAAAACUAAUACCUAACAUUCAUACAGAUCUAAUUUCAUAUAUUUUUCAAUUUGUAAACUGAAGAAUAAUAUUGAAGUAUUACAGCAAUAAGCACCUUACCAGGGAUCGUAACUGGUAGGUAAAUUUUAGCUUUUAUAAAACAGGCUUUUGGCCAAAUUUCAUCCGGCAUUCUCCUUAACACUGGUCGUGCCCUCUCUUGGGUCUGGUUUUAUUAUUUACCUCAGCAUAUACCACUAAAAUACCUUUCUAUAAAGAUGAUUGUUUUGUAAAAUAGCUCUAUGUUGCACUGGUAUUUUUAUAAGGCUUCAGAGGAAUAUGUUGUAUCUGUACAGCUGAUUUACAUUGCUAAGUUUGUGUUGAGAACCUGCAUGUGUACAGUUGGCGCAAUGAAGAACCUGUAUGUAUUUCCACCCUGGUAUUCUGAUGUACUGAUAAGUCAUAAAGGUGUGAGCACUGGGUUCUGAUUCACUCUAUCAGGGGUACAUCUGUGAUUGAAAUCAAGACGAGACCAUUAAAAUGAGGACUGGACAAUCUACCUGCCAUAAUAAUCAGCAUACAUCACUACUUUUUAUUUUAAUAUUGAACAUGGGCAGACUUACCACAGGAUCAGCCAGGACAGCAGAAGACUCUCAAACCUAAAAAGAAGUAACACUUACUUUCCAUGUUCUGUAUUCAGUGUUUUUGUUUAAUUAGUGAUACGAAAUUACAAUUUCUAGAUGGGAGACACUAAUUUUUACCAAUUGCAUGUGGAGUCUAAUGGUUUUGUUGGCAGCUUUUGAGAGUGAGAAGAACUUGACCAGAAUGGGAGGCAGCUUGCUGUACACCAGAAACAGGUAAGGGGAAAUGCACCUUAUGCACAGCUAAUUUGCCCCUAGCCAAAACAGCUCUGGAGGCGGGCAAGAAGAUAGAACCAAUGACCCUGUCAGGAGUUGUGUAAUAAGUAAUGCAGUUCUAGGGGCUCAGGAAGGUAAGAAAUACUGAUAAUAGUAAAAAUCACUGCUCCUGGUGCUGGUGUGAAGAACAGUGACAGUAGCUGUAGUUUGGUACUGUCACCACUUAUCAUCUUAGUUGAGGGCAAUUAUUCUGACUAGCCCCUCAGUUAAAGUAAUGCAAAGCUGUUUUCAGAGUUCACCAAAGCAGUCAUGGGUAAGAGACACCUUUUGGCAGCUUUCCAGUCCACAUGACUUUCAUUGAAGGACUGCCAUAAUUUCUGGCCAUGUGUUUGUCUUUCAUUUUGUUGAGAUUCCCCCACUGGCUCACAAUCUCUGUUCUCCCUUCACCCCACCACCAGGUGUAGGUGACUAUGUGGGACUACGAACACCUACCAGGCUGGGCCAGAUUUGUUUUGUUUUGUUUUUAUGUGUGAAUUAUCUCAUCAUAGAGGCUAUGCUACGAGUCAUUACUAAAUGUAGCUUCCAUAUAUUUGGCCUGAGUUCUGUGUAGCCAUGCAUGCCCUUGUAUUACAGACCAUCAACUUGUUUAAGACAGUGAAGUUGCCUCUAGUAGUCCCAUCUAGAAUCUGGAACAGACUAUCUAGCAUAAUUUAGUGAAGGUGACUUCCAAUUUGAUAUUAUCAGAGUAAAUGUAAUUUUCAUCAGAUUACUUAUGUUUCAAAUAUAAAAUUGAACGAAUGUUAAAAAUUCAUUAGUUUUAGUGUUUAACUUUGGUAUUUUCAGGUUAGGUGAUAACUCAUUUCACUUUUGAGUAAUCAUUAUCUAACGUUCUAGCUGAAGUGAUUGAACGCUGGUUGAAGCAUGCAAGGUUAUUUUUGCAAAUAUAUUUAAAAACUUGCUUUUACUUUAAAAAAAUAUUUUAAAUUUUAUUGAGAUUCUAGUUUUUAUUUUAAAGAAAUUAAAUACCCUAUGUGCUACAAGAGCCACUUAAGGCAGUGUUGAUACACCUUUUCUAAAAUUAGAAACUGGAAGAAGUAAUUACUUUCCAAAUAGUCCAAUAUUUCUAAAGUACCUGAUCCAUGAGUAUCCAUUUUUUAUUUAUCAUUGAAGUUGACUAGAAAUGGUAGGGACCAUUAAUGAACAAGCCAUGUCUUUUUAAAACAUUGAUUUACAAUAAACCCAAACCAAUUUAGUAUCCUGUAGACAUUUUAAAGUCAGGAGAUAGAUAAAUAUAAAUUACUGGUUCCAAGAACUUGUUAUAAUUGAGGAAAUCCCUGUAAGUAAUUCAACAGGCAGCAGCUCAGAGUGUGUGAAGAGUUCUUUGAAAAGUUCAAAUGCACCUUUGAGCAUGCACUGGAAUGGAUAUUUAAAAUGUUACAAUGCUGGAAUAUGUUUCUAAAAUCUUGUGAUUACCAAUAUGCUGUGCAUUAGCAUGGAAGUGUAAUUGGCAGGAGCAAACUAGUCUGAUAAAGCAUAAUUCAAAUGCAUCAUUUGAGCUCUCAACCCUGAUAGAACAGGGUUUUUUCUCUAAAACAAAACUUCUGCGGUUUCUUGCAUGUGAAAUUGCACUCCUGAUGAUACUAAGGGAGCUCAUUCUGUGAAAGUACUGCAGCAAUUUUUAAAAGACAUGUUGACCUAUUAACUCCCUCCAUCUUUAUAUGCAUCAUCAGAUUAAGUGGAGGAAUUAAAGAAAAUAACCUGUAAUUGUA
Messenger RNA from Lonchura striata (white-rumped munia), 4386 nucleotides. It is a transcript of the gene RRAGD, whose product is annotated as Ras related GTP binding D. Gene Ontology annotation, cellular component: Gtr1-Gtr2 GTPase complex; nucleus; lysosome. NCBI's taxonomy places the organism in Eukaryota, Metazoa, Chordata, Aves, Passeriformes, Estrildidae. Gene Ontology annotation, molecular function: GTPase activity; GTP binding. Gene Ontology annotation, biological process: cellular response to starvation; positive regulation of TORC1 signaling; negative regulation of autophagy. The record is from RefSeq and is a predicted model, not a curated record.